Molecule: messenger RNA, 486 nt
Organism: Cladophialophora bantiana CBS 173.52
Lineage: Eukaryota; Fungi; Ascomycota; Eurotiomycetes; Chaetothyriales; Herpotrichiellaceae
Exons: 3
Coding region: 1-486 (161 amino acids)
Source: RefSeq, a predicted model, not a curated record
AUGACAUCCACGACAUUAUCCAGGGGACAAGUCAUCGGCGAAAUCGACAAGUCCCAGCAGAAAUUCUUGAAAACAAACUGCUCCUCGAGCCCGACAUCCCGCUUUACCCAGUCUAUCCGUGCCAAAGGAUCCACUACCAUUUCUAUCCAUGCGCCUUCCAGGGUCGAGGACAAGGGAGAUAAGUCUGCCGUGACCCUGACUGGUCGUCUUUCCAAAGAGUACAUCAGUGGCACAGUGGCAGAAAUCCGCACUGCUGUUGGCAUUAAGCUAGGCGCCAGGCGGAGCAAGAAAGUCACAGUCAAGAUCUGGAGACCCAUUUACAACGACCAGGACGAAAUCGCUCGUGUCGAUGUAGAGCACAAGGGAAUCCGAUGCAAAAGCGGCCAGAAGAGAGAAGAAACAGACGAUCAAGUGGGCCUUCAGCUUACCCUGGAAGAUUUUGCCUAUUGCCGAAAAGAGGAUGAAUACCCUAGUCUGGCGGAUUAG